Conger conger (European conger) is the source of this 2310-nucleotide messenger RNA. RefSeq names its product nudix (nucleoside diphosphate linked moiety X)-type motif 9 (gene nudt9). NCBI's taxonomy places the organism in Eukaryota, Metazoa, Chordata, Actinopteri, Anguilliformes, Congridae. Gene Ontology annotation, molecular function: ADP-ribose diphosphatase activity. The transcript has 9 exons. The record is from RefSeq and is a predicted model, not a curated record. Bases 65 to 1108 code for a protein of 347 amino acids.
AACUGCGCUAUUGCGUCUCUCCACUGUACUUCCUAGUUACAGCGAGUUGUAGCUAGGAUUGGGGAUGGUAGAACUGCGAAACUGGGCUGGGCCAAUUCGGAUAGCUUUAACUCUCUUAGCAUUCCGACACUCAGUUUAUUCUUUUGGGACUAGUCAUAAUUUUCCAUGUUCGCUGACCCGGUGCCUCUCUGCGAUAACCGCCAGUGAAACCGUUGGGCACCCCGCUCAUAGCUACAGCACGUCGAUAUCCAGCCUGUGCACCAUGCCUUCCGUUGCGCACGUCAAAGCCAGAUGCCCGCUGUAUCCCAGCUCUGAGAUCCGCAGGUCCCCUGUUCCAGACGACAAGCUGAAGUGGGAGACGCGAUGGGCAGACUAUAAACCCGUGAGCUAUACAGCUCCCUCUGUGCUGAAGAACCCGUCCUGGGCAGACCCAGACAUUGGGUCCUUUUCCCCAAAGUUCAACUCUCUGGAUGGGUCUGUGGACCGGCGCAGUCUCGUGGGAACAUACAAAGUCGACCAGGGAAAGCCACUCAAUCCUUGUGGCCGCACUGGUUUGACUGGGAGAGGCUUACUGGGCAGGUGGGGUCCGAAUCAUGCAGCCGACCCGAUUGUGACCAGGUGGAAGCGAGAUUCAGCUGGUCAGCGGGUCUUAAACACACACUCCAAGCUCCCGGUCCUCCAGUUCAUCUCCAUCAAGAGGAAGGACUGUGGGGAAUGGGCAAUACCAGGGGGCAUGGUGGACCCGGGGGAGGUGGUAACCCUCACUCUGCAGCGGGAGUUCUCUGAGGAGGCCCUGAACUCCCUCAAAGCCUCGCCCAAGGAGAAGGGGAGACUCCAGGAGCGCAUCAAUCUGCUGUUCAGAUCGCCAGGGCUUCAGGUGUACCAAGGUUAUGUGGAUGACCCUCGAAACACAGAUAAUUCCUGGAUGGAAACGGUUGCUGUGAACUUCCAUGAUGAGACAGGGGAUAGUGUUAGCACGCUGCCCUUGCGAGCGGGGGAUGACGCCGGGCAGGUGCGCUGGGUGGAUGUGGAUUCUGCCGAGCCGCUGUACGCCAGCCACUCGCAGUUCCUGAAGACCGCCGCCCAGGAGAGGCGCGCCCACUGGUAGCCCGGCCCGGGAGGCGGAGAAAGAGAGGGCUGCAGCCACGUCAGAAGUUGUGUAUGGGAACUGGUCCGUGCUCCAUUCAGAAGAAGGACUGGCUGACUGCAUGAGAAAGGCAUGUAUUUGAUGUCAUCGGUUUGUGUGUUACAGCGGCCUCCCCUGCCCUGAGGUGUCCACCGGCUCUUUCCAGACACUUAUUUUACACUUCCUCACCUCUCGUUUCCUUGACUGACCCGAAACUCCAGCGACAUCUGCCGUUUUGAGGAGAUUCCAACACAUGAAAUGCUGAUCAGAGUAGAUAGGAGGCUCUUGUAGGAUUCCUGAGCAACGAUGCUCAAGCACAUCCUUUUCCGGAAGUUUUUUUUUUCCGACCCCCUCCCAUCCGCCGUGUCUGUAAUUUAUGUGCCUUCAAACUGGCGUUUGAAAGUCUUCCAUUUGCCUAAUGUUUCCUCGAUUCCUUGGUUCUUUCUCCUUUCUCGUGUCUUUUCAUGGCCUUAGGAGCAAGGAAAGGAGGCGAGGGAAGGAAACUUAUAUAUAAAAAUAAGUGAUUUGAAAGAGCCUGUGAUGUUACGUCUCCUUCUGAGGGGUGCUGUCGGUGCCUCUGUGGAUCAGCUUCUGCGUAUUGUGAUCAAAUAUAGACUUGAACUGCGAAUAACUAAUAAUUGUAUUUUAUUUUUUUUUCUCCAAAUGAUGAAUUAUUUGAGGGCUGCUGGAUGGCUCGUUUCAUUUUGGCCCGAGGCUGUGGCGCAUGGAUGAGCCCCAUGGUGCUGGAUCACAUCCCGGCAGAGCCACUUAGUGAUGGUGUUCCCCAGGGCAUGGCAGGGUUUAGUCGGAUGCUGAUAGUGAUCGUGUUCCCCUGGGCAUGGCAGGGUUUAGUCGGAUGCUGAUAGUGAUCGUGUUCCCCUGGGCAUGGCAGGGUUUAGUCGGAUGCUGUUAGUGAUGGUGUUCCCCAGGGCAUGGCAGGGUUUAGUCAGAUGCUGUUAGUGAUGGUGUUCCCCAGGGCAUGGCAGGGUUUAGUCGGAUGCUGUUAGUGAUGGUGUUCCCCAGGGCAUGGCAGGGUUUAGUCAGAUGCUGUUAGUGAUCCUGUUCCCCAGGGCAUGGGUGGGUUUAGUCGGAUGCUGUUAGUGAUCGUGUUCCCCAGGGCAUGGGUGGGUUUAGUCGGAUGCUGUUAAUGAUCGUGUUCCCCAGGGCAUGGCAGGGUUUAGUCA